Messenger RNA from Gracilinanus agilis (Agile Gracile Mouse Opossum), 2475 nucleotides. RefSeq names its product leucine rich repeat containing 41 (gene LRRC41). The record is from RefSeq and is a predicted model, not a curated record. Bases 1 to 2472 code for a protein of 823 amino acids. Gene Ontology annotation, cellular component: nucleus; cytoplasm. Gene Ontology annotation, molecular function: protein binding. NCBI's taxonomy places the organism in Eukaryota, Metazoa, Chordata, Mammalia, Didelphimorphia, Didelphidae. The transcript has 11 exons.
AUGCGUGGGCUCCCGCCACUGCCCAAUAUGGCGGCCCCCGGGCCUCGCGACUUCAGCGCAAGCCCGGAUUCGCGUGAGUCUAUCGCAGCGGCCGCCAUGGAGGCCACUCCCGGAGAAAGGAACCUCAAGGCUGGCUCGGAGCCCAGCGGUCCCCCAGCGCUGUACGUGCUGUGCGGCUGGGCCGUGAGCGCCCACAUGGGUGUCCUGGAGAGCGGGGUGUGGGCUCUUCCAGGUCCCAUACUUCAAGGUAUCUUACCACUGCUCAACAUCUAUUACCUGGAGAGAGCUGAGCAUGCAGCCCAGGAGAAAGGCCUCUCAACACAAUCCAUCUGGCAUCAAAUCUGGGAUGAUGUGAUGAGGACAAGGCCACCCCAUUCUGAGAGCGUGCCCUGCUGGAAGACCAAGUUCCUGGAGACCUUCUUCUGUCAUGUGCUCCGAGGGACCCUGGACCCAGCGUCUGACUGGCGCCUCCAUGACAGCCGCUUCUCAGCCCUCCUCCAUAGCUCCCCCUAUGUCACCCAGCUCACUAUCUGCAACGCGCUGCAGGGGGUGCGAGAGCUGGUGGCCGAGGCCCAGCAUGGGGCCCUGGAGACUCUGGCCCAUUCCCUGCACACACUCAAGUUCCGGCAUCUGCUCUUCUCUGAUGGGGCUGCCCACCGGGCACUUCGGAAGCUGCUGCACCGGCUCAUUCACCAUGGGGCUGUCCGGCAGGUGUCCAUGUACUCCUGGCCUGUGCCGGAGACCACGCUGUUCAUCCUCAUCCUCACUAUGAGUGCGGGGCUCUGGCAGCCAGCCCCCUGCGAUGGACCUUGCAGUCUGUGUGGGGAGGACACCGCAGGACGAGCCCCAGUCCGCCAUGAGCCUGUCUCCCUCCUGAGGCCUGGCCAGCCAUGCCGGAACAGUGCUGAGCGAUCAGCUGCUGCCCUGAUGGCCACUCGAUGGGAGAAUGAGGCCAGGGAGGCUCAACAACAGGCCAUGCUUGCACAGGCGAGCCGGACACUGGGUGAAGCAGACCCCGAGAGUCCCCUCGGUUCAUCAUCGGCCCCUCGGACUCUAGCCAGCUCGGCCCUACAGCCCCAAGAAGCUCCCAGGAGGAAAAGUCCCUGUGCCCAUCCCUGGCAGAGGUCUGGGACAGAGCCAGAUGACCUCUAUGACUUCAUCUUCCUCAUUGCCAGUGAAAAGGAAGAGGAGGGGGAGGAGGAAGAGGAAGAAGAGGAGGAGGAAGAAGAGAAGAGACAAGGCCAUCUGUCCUCUGGGAGGACGUGGGAGCCUGGCUGCUGGGACCUUCCUUCUCUUGAUGCUGCCCAGCGCUUCCGCAGCAUCUCCACCUUGGACUUGUUCACCAUCCCGCUGUCCACAGAGUCAACUCUUGUCCUGUGCCACCUACUGAGCUCCUGGGUGUCCCUGGAGAAGCUCACCCUCUCCUAUAACGCCUUCUUCUCUUCCAGACUCGGUGGCAAUAAGGACUUCUGGGUAGUAGCUGCCGUGGCGCAUUGCCUGUUGGCUCCACCCACCAGCACCCCACUAGAAUGCCUCGGCUCCAACAUCUUCCACCUGCUGGAAGGUUUGCAGGUCCUCUCGGCCCAGGCCAGCUGCAGCCUCCGCUCCCUCCACUUCACGGACCUCUUCUCCCCGCUGUCUGUGCUGGAGCUGGCCCACAGCACCCUCAGGGUCCUGCCCAGGCUGCACAGCCUCGCCAUCCGGAUUGACCACCUGAGCCCAGACGACAGCCCCAGAGGCCCCGGGAAGCCCAGCCCUGGGUCUGAGAACGAGGAGAUUCCAGAGAACUGCCUGGAGCAGCUGGAGCUGGGCUUUCCCCGCAAGCCGCAGGCCAGCACGUGCCUGUGCCGGGUCCUGGAGGCGUCCCCGGCCUUGCAACAACUGGCCCUGGACAACGCCACCUUCACCUCUCCCCGGGAGCUGGAGCUGGUGCUGCAGGCGCUGCGAGAAUGCAACCCAGCCUUGCAAAAGCUGAGUCUGCACGACAUGAACCUUGCCGACUGCCAGAAGGAGGUGCUCCUGCUGUUCCAGGACCCCACUCUUCGAGAGCUCACCCUGUCCUUCUGCCGGCUGCUCGAGAAGCGCCGGACCCACUUUCUGCCCAAGCUGGUCACGGCCUUGAAGAGCAACUCGACCCUGAAGAGCUUCCGGCUGCCCGGGAACCGCCUUGGGAGCUCCGGCCUCGUGGCGCUGGCGGAAAUCUUCUCCAGCGAUUCCUCCUCCGCCCUCUGCCAGCUGGACAUCAGCUCGAACUGCAUCAAGCCGGACGGGCUCCUGGAAUUCGCCAAGCAGCUGGAGCAGAGCCGCUCGGACCGGGGGACCUUCGGCCACCUCUGCCUCUUCCAGAACUGGCUGGACCAGGACCCCAGCGUGACUCAGGAGGCCCUCGGCCGGCUGCGGACCACGUUCAGCGUGGUCAGCGACACGUGGGACUCGUCCCAGGCCUUCGCCGACUACGUCAGUGUCAUGUGAUUG